UUUUUUUUAACAAGUAGGUUUGUUUUGAAAUACGAAAAGGAUAUUUUAAAGUUCUAAAAUAGUGCGUUCUACAUGUUUAGGAAGUUAUUACACUAAAUAUUUCGAUUUUACUUUUUAAAACAUUUUCUUAUUUCUAAUAUUCAAUACGAAAUAAAAUGGUGAACAUACAACGAGAGCAAAGAAACACAUAGAGAAUUCUGCGGAGAUUUCUUCAACAGCAUGAUAUCACAGCAAGAUUGUAAAGUUGAAAAAUUAAUAUGUGAAAAAAUGGGGAUCUAAUUGUAUUUAAAAAGUAUUUAAAAGUAAUUUAUAUUACAUUUUGCGCAGUUAAUGCAAAUUUUAUUUAAAUUAUCCGCCAAGUAUAUUGUUGCUUCUUCUUUGCAAGAUGUCGUUCUUAUCUAAGAGAAAAUAUUCGUUGGAAGUUUCAAUCUGUAUUGUAUGACGUGGCUCACAAAACAGUACAGUUUUCAAGACUCCGUGCCUAGCGAUGGAGAUGUAUUUUCGGUAAAAUAACUAUUGUGCUCACAACGAAAUGUGUUUUUGAAAGCGUGUGAAGAAAGUGUUAUGAUCAAUCUAAUUUUAAGAACUUUCUAUGAUUGAUAUAUGUUCUGGGUCUUUUCACAUGUACAACUAUGAAUCGGGUCUCGGUGCGCGCAUCAGCAACACCGAGCUCUCCAAAUCCGGGGGAGUAGCGCCACUCGCGGGAAUAGCCCACCAGCGGAGCGGUACUCGCUCUGCCCGUUUCGUGCGCCAACGAAAUAUCUUCCACUAGACUGAAAUCUUCUUCGGGCACCGAAUCUAAAAAAUCUCCACUGGCAUGGAGCUAGGAGCACACUGAUAGUGAUAGUCUACAAGAUCUUGGUUUCUAUGCAUUGCCUGCCAAAGAAGAACUGAGCCCAAUGUUUCCACACAAUUCUAGUUCACAUGAGAUUUCUACAGAAACAAAUGCCUUCGUACAAAAUUCCAUGGGGGAUGUAGUAGUAUUAGGGAAAAGCAGUCCGAUAAGGGUUGGGGAGGGAAGAGAAUCAGAGAAUGAUAGGUACUGUGAUAUCGAGUUCAUAAACAACAUGAUGGCCAAACCUAAUAGCCAUCGCGAAAAUACCGCCGCCAAUGACUUUUUAACCGUCCUGUCGAACCAAACUGGCAAGUUUAUCUUGACCAGUCGAAGCUCGACCUGCCAGUCAGUGGCGUCGUCAACCACAAAACACCCAACAAAAAAUCAUCUUCUAACUAGCUUUAGCGUACUAAACAUUAGGGUACUAAGUAUAAGCGUAAAUCUAAGAUUAACAGGAGAUAAGUGCGCAAUCGAUGAAGGGGUACCUAGCCUAGUUAGGAUACCCAAGUCUGAUCGCCCCUCGUCAGGCCACUUUUCUCUCGACUCUCUUGACAAUUACUCCUUACUAGGAUCCUGCCUUCAUCCGGGCAAAUACAAUAAUAUUAAGUCUAAUUCUAGCCUCCUAAGUAAUAAUAACGAUAACUACAAGUCUGUGAUAUUGCUCAGCUCAACCAGUAACCAUUAUUUCCUCCGCGUUGAAAUGGACGGUGGUGCGAUUGCAAUGAGACUAAGAACCUCAAAAAUAUUAAUUUUGAACUUAAAAGAAAAGACGGUGGAGAUGUUGUCCUGGGUAAUUAAUGGUAUUAGUGACGUGGCAACAAUUACUGUUGGUGCUCUUUCAUUUCAGGAUAAUGUUAAGUCUAACGAGCCUUCGGGCACUUAUUUCGCGAGCUAUAGGUACUCAGGGUCGUAUACGCGUCUUGGCCCUGAGUUUGUUAAGUCUCUUUCUAAGUCUACUAUAGGGGAUAGGUUUAGGGUUAAGGGGGAGAACCAAGACGAGUUCGCUCUCUACAUUCCUACUAUGACUACCUGCAAGCCUACGAUGACGCUUACACGCCAAUCUGCAUCCCGAAUAAUCGGUGUACCUGGAUCUCGGCCGAACUACUUCGAGAUAUUAUGGCCCGACCAAAUGCACACUCCUCACAAAUUUUAUGGCAGUUUAUCAAACUGUUUAACGGAAUAUCACAAUGAUUCUCUUCCAGAAGGAAAAGAAAAAGAAAAUAAUUCUUCGAAAUGUUUCGGUAAUUUUAACGAACAAAUACAAUACCGAAACAUUGGUGAAAAUACGAUUAACGAUAACGAACUAAAAAGGAUCAGAUCUCAAACUGCUGUCUAUUUCAAUGACGAGCAUUAUACUCAGACAGGAGUAUUCUGUUUUUGCGGUUUUGAGAGAAACUACGAUUGCCAAAAUUCGCACGAGUUGAUAGAAAGAAAUGUUUCUAUUAGUUUGUCGUGCUCUAGUUUACUUAAACGAACGAAGCUAAAGUAUCAAGCUUUCACUGGUGUGAUCGAUGGAAGAUAUUCUUCAGAAAAUCUCUGUGAUUUAUACCAAUCUAGAGAGACGUUAUUCAAAGUACUCCAAGCUAUCGGAUUUAAUGUUGAGAACAUUUUCACAGAAAGUCUGGUAAAUUCUAAGCAAUUCAGUCUGACCAGUUCGACGUGUCAAACUGCCCAGUUCAUUGACAGUGAGAAUUCUAAUGAAGCAAUGAAGACCGAUGCCAUUGCAGUAAACUUACAUAAUUGCAAUCAGUUUAAAAAAUAUAAAGCUGCUGCUCCUGGUUCAAAAGAUAAACGAACCACAAAUGGAAAUUUAACUGUUUCUACGCCAGUGGAAGAAAUAUCCUCUAGAAAUUAUCCAAUUUCUAGUUUCUCGGGGAGAAAGGAAGUCGAUAACGCAAAUGGCGCGAGUCGAACUUAUCUUAUUCAUUGUGCAAGGAAUCUCAUAGCAGCGUCCAUUGGAGUUUCCAAAGACAUCUUACAAGCUUACAGAACUGAUCUUAAGCACGUGUUAACGCUCCUGUUUGGACAGAUUUGCGAUCUUGAUGAAUUCAAUUUGGGGUACAAGAAAAGGUGGGGAAUUCCUGGCAUUUUGAGAUUGGCUGGCGGGGGUGAAAAUUCAUUGAAUAGCGGUGGAACUACAAAUUGGGGCUCUACACAAACUAGUACUACAAAUAACAACAACAACAAUCAAUCGGGUUGGGGAGGAAACUCUGGGAAUCCUUCCGGAAGUAGCGGAGCACCUGGUAAUUGGACUGGAAACAGUGUAAACAGGUCCGUUGCUGGAAAUCCAAAUUCAAAUCAAAAUCAAGGACCUCCAGGUGGACAAAAUGUCCCAGGUAACGUGAAUAAAGUGAGCAAUCCAAAUCAACAAUCAAAUCAACAAUCAGGUCCACCCACUUCUCAAUCAAGUGGCACAAGUCAGGGUGGUCAAAACAGCAACCAAUGGUCACAGGGAAAAUCUAAUAAUCCUGGAGGAUCAAGUCAGAACUCUUCUGUUCAAAAUAAUAAUACUUCAGCCCAACAACAGCAACAACAGCAGCAACAGUCGAAUUCCAGUAACAAUAAUAAUCAGUCAAACAAUCAGGCUCAGGGAUCUGUUAACAGUAGUAAUACACCUGCAAACAAUAAUCCUUCAACAAAGCAACAAUUAGAACAGUUAAAUACAGUGAGGGAAGCACUUUUUAGUCAAGAUGGUUGGGGUUGUCAGAAUGUGAAUCAGGACACAAACUGGGAUGUCCCGACAUCUCCAGAACCUAGUAUGUCAAAAGAUGGAGUUCCAAUGUGGAAGACACCAGUAAACAAUGGCACAGAUUUAUGGGAAGCUAAUCUCAGAAAUGGUGGUCAACCUCCACCUCAGCAACAAGCUAAAACACCUUGGGGUCAUACACCAGCAACAAACAUUGGUGGAACUUGGGGUGAAGAUGAUGAAGCUGCAGAUACAUCUAAUAUGUGGACUGGUGCCCCCACAUCUUCCCAACCAAAUUCUGCAGCUGGCCAAUGGACGACAGGUACCAGUAACCAAACUGGUAUGUGGGGAGGAUCCAACUGGGGUGAUCCAAGGAUCGAUCAUCGAGAUCCUAGAGAUCUCCGUUCUGUUGAUCCUAGAGAGAUGCGAGAUCCCCGUGACCACAGAAUGUCUUUGGAUCCUCGAGAACACAUACGUGUCAUGGAUCCAAUGGCUCGUGAUCCUAGGAUGGCAGACAUGCGUGGGGAUCCCCGUGGGAUUUCUGGAAGGUUAAACGGUGCCAAUGCGGAUGCAAUGUGGGGUCAACCACCAGGUCCUCCACAUCACCAAAUGGGACAUCAACAUCCUUCAGGCCCUCCAACAAAGAUGUUAAAUCCUUCCAAUAUAAAUCAGUGGGCUGCACCACCACCAAAGGAUAUUAUGCCAGGGAAACCAUCAGGUUGGGAAGAGCCUUCUCCACCAACGCAAAGAAGAAAUGUCCCAAACUAUGACGAUGGCACAAGUUUAUGGGGAAAUCCUGCAGUUAAUCAAAGGACCAUACCUGGUAGUAAGGUUUCUCAUUGGAAGGAUCUCCCAACGCCAAAUAUAGGGAGAGGAGGAAUGCAAUGUCCUCCGGGCAUGCCACAGAAUAGAAUGCCAGCUCAACCUGGAAUGAAACCAGAUGUUAGUGGACCAAUGUGGGGACAUCCUGGUGCUGCUGGUGGACGAAAUGGUAGUUGGGCUGAAGGACCACAUGAUACAGGUUCAUGGGAUGAUCCAAAAACACCAAGUACCUGGAACGAAGCUCAAUUAAAUCCUGGCACUUGGGGUGGACCCAGUGCGCACAAACCUAAACCAAUGGGACCCACUGGAAGCUGGGCUGAUACUGAUAUGGAUCCUACUCCUAGUUGGGGUCAUCCUACGAAACCAACUCUUACAAAGGAAGUUAUAUGGAAUAGCAGGGAAUUUAGAUAUCUUUGUGACAUGGGAUACAAAAAAGAGGAUGUUGAAUUGGCAUUGAGAACUCGUGAAAUGAAUAGAGAGGAAGCUUUGGAACUUCUGAGUCAAGUGCGGCCUUUAGACCAAUGGAGAAGACAUGACGCACACUCCACUUAUGAUCCGACAAAUCAAGCUACAACUGCGCCAGCAUAUCCUAGAUUUAAUCACGUCGCACAGCAAAUGUCUUUUCCUCCGGGUGCUGGAGUGCCAAGUGGAAAUGCAACUGGUAGUGUGGGAGGAUCGGUUGCUAGUGCAAGUUUAUUGAAAUUACAACAACAACAGCAACAAACUGCUGUUCCAUUACAACAACAACAACCUAGUAGUAAUGCACCUCAACCACCUUUCAAUCAGGUAAAUGUUGCUUCCAGAGCUCCUCAGAAUCAACCCAGUACUCAACAACUGCGUAUGUUAGUACAACAGAUUCAGCUAGCCGUCCAGGAAGGUUACUUAAACCAUCAAAUUUUAAAUCAACCACUUGCACCUCAAACUCUAAUACUUUUGAACCAACUAUUACAACAAAUCAAAGUCUUACAACAGCUUCAUCAACAACAUUCUGUGCAAAGUACAAUGAAGGGCAAUGGCCAAUCUGUUCUUCAGAUCAGUGUACAAAUUACAAAAACAAAACAGCAAAUAGCAAACCUUCAAAACCAAAUUGCUGUGCAACAAGCUACUUACAUGAAGCAACAACAACAACAGCAGCAGCAGCAGCAACAGCAGCAACAACACCCUGUGCCACCAUCUCAAAGCUCAGAAUACUAUAAGAGCUCAGUACAUGAUCCUAUGUCAGCUUUGCAAAAUAGUUUCACAGAUUUGACAAUGAAUAAGGAACCUCCUGUUAGUCAGCAACAGUCAAGACUGAAUCAGUGGAAGUUACCUUCUUUGGACAAGGAUGGAGAGUUAGUUACGAACGAGUUCUCGAGAGCACCAGGAACAACCAGUAAGCCAGCAGCUACACCGGCUGGUUUAACACGAUCACACAGUAGUCCUAACAUGAAUCCUUUGUUGGGUCAAGGAGAUGGUACAUGGUCCACCAGACUUGGAGAGAGUGGAUGGCCAGACCCAGGUAACUCGGAUUCCACUGAUGGAAAGGAUUGGCAGCCAACUGGUGCAGCUGCUGGUGCUGCUGCUUUCACCGAUCUUGUACCUGAAUUUGAACCUGGCAAGCCAUGGAAGGGUACCCAGAUGAAGAGCAUCGAGGAUGAUCCAAGCAUUACUCCAGGCUCUAUCGUUCGUUCACCGCUUUCUUUAGCAACGAUCAAAGAUCCAGAUGCCAUUUUUUCUUCAAGUAGUAAGACUUCGCCGCCACCACAACAACCUACCAAUCCUGAUACAUCAAUACCAAGUUUAAGUAAUUCUACUUGGACGUUCAAUCCACCUGCUACUACUCCAAACGCAUUUACUAGUUCGAAGAACACUUGGGGUGAAUCUGCUCCACCGCCGACUGCGGUUACUUCAGAGCUCUGGGGAGCACCAAUGAGUAAGGUUCGUGGCCCUCCACCAGGCUUGAGCAGCAAAUCUACGGGAAAUACGAGCAAUGGCUGGGCAGGUUUUGGCACCGUCAGCAGAUCCAGUUCAUGGGGCUUUCAAUCCAGCACAAAUGCUGCCUGGGUUUCUACCUGGUUACUACUUAAGAAUCUGACGCCUCAAAUCGAUGGUUCUACUUUGAAAACCCUCUGCAUGCAACACGGUCCUGUUCAAGACUUCCGAUUAUACCUUAAUCAUGGAAUUGCUUUAACCAAAUAUUCAUCAAGAGAUGAGGCUAUUAAGGCACAAGGUGCUCUGAACAAUUGCGUCCUGGGCAACACAACAAUUUUCGCAGAAUCUCCAGCCGAUACCGAGGUGCACAGUUUGUUGCAACAACUUAGUCAUGGAGGUCAACAACAAGCUGGAGCUACUACAGGAGCAGGUUGGGGCUUGCGACCAUCGAACAAAACUGGUCCACCACCAGACACAUGGGGCGGUAGUUCCAGCCAAUUAUGGGGCGCUCCACCGAGUAGCAAUUCUCUUUGGAGCAGCGCUGGCAUCGACAGCAAUGAUCAACAACGUGCUACGCCCAGUUCUCUGAACUCGUACUUACCCGGAGACCUUCUGGGAGGUGAGUCGAUGUAGAGUGCCGCACGGAGGAGCGGUAUCACUCGUGCGACGACCAAGCCUUCUACUUCACGAUACGUCAAUUAUAUUCCGCAUUGUCAGAUGGGCCGGUUCUCGCGAUGAAGUUACUUAAAUCAGUGCCGCGUAUAAUUUCGGCAGCAACAAGGAUCUGAUUUGAUUUUUGCAACAGAAGAUUUUUCAAUUUGGGAUUCGGGGAUAAAGGGGGCAAGGGAGGGUAUAUCAUGAAUUUCAAGGCUUUUGGCGUGCGCCGUGCUUUAUUAAUUGUUUGGUGUAAUGCCGACUAUAUUUAAUAAUAGGCACGAGAGAAUGCUGUUAUUCUAUCGCGCGUACUACACAUUAAGUACGUACGUACGACGUAAUACUAAAUUAGUAUUGACGUUUCGAUAUUGCUUCUGUCGCAGUUCAUUUUGGUAUUCUGGUAUUUUGAUAUCUUAAAAUAAUAUUAAUUUCAUCUGAUAUAAUAUGCGCGUAUGUGUAUACAUAGUGCGCACCCAUCUCUAAUAGGCACGUUUUUCAUGAUCUUUCAAUUACUGAAUUAGUAUUCUUCCCAUUCAGGUUGUGUUCUCAUUAACGUUUUAAUCGAAUAUCAUUCAGAACAAUAUAUAUUAAUAUGUUGAAGGUAUUUAAUUUGAUCUUUGUUAUGCUACAUUCUUCGAUGUUUUAAUAUUUUCAAUAUUGCGUACAUGGUCCAUGUAUUCAUUGCAUUAUGAAUGCAUAAACUAUACGAUACAGAAAAAAUGUUUAUGAAUAUAAAUUAUAUUGCUCUCAUAUUUUUUCAUAUUUGAGUAUAGCAAUAAUUUAUAUUUCAUUUUUUUUCAAUAUCGACUCAUGUUACAAGUUUAUUUUGAUCAAAAUAAUUUAUAACUUGCGAACGGUGCGCACCAAUAUAUCGUAUAUUAAAACAUCGUUGUGUAGGUAAUUUUAUGAAAAAUAGUAUAAAUUCUAGCUUCUGUUACAUAUUUUGAGGAUCGGAGCACAGAAAACAGUAGGAAAGUUAAAAGGGUACGCGCAUACACCGCAGCCAUUAGCUUUGAAAAAAAUGAUACAUUGGCUACUUCUAGAUAAUGGCAUCGCCAACACUUUCUUAAGGAUGCGCGUGUAAGAAAGUAAAUUAUGAUCAAUGGUCUCACGAGUGUUCCACUUUUUUGCUCUGAACAGUUUCCUCUAAUCGAGACUGCCAUGCGUAUCAAACGUAGACUGUACCAAUCUAAUCAAAACAAAAACAAGCAGAAAGAAUGAAUAAGAUAUGAAUGAAAAGAAAAAAUAUAGAAAAAAAGAAAAAAAAAGGGAGGAGGAACGUUACCUCUUAAAGAAAUUAAUAAGCGAGGAUCCACGUCGAUGCUUUGGGCUAUACAUACCUCUUCCAUUAGCAACGGUGAUAUAGAAUCGAAUUUUUAGUGAAUUUUUCCUUCACAUGGCAACAAUUAUCAAUAAAGAAAAUUUGGUUAUUGUUGCCACAAAAUUAACGAUAGUAAUACGAUUAGUGAUUUGCUUUUAUUUAUAUAUUGUUAUUCUAACGAGCAAGUCGAGAAUAUAUGAAUAAUAUUGUAAUAAAAGUUUGAUUAUAAAAAAUUUGAAUCAAUAGCUUCAAUAGCUAAGAAUUGUAUUGGCAGAUAUCGUGAUCUUCUAUGAGAUAUUCGGAGAUCGUUAUUUUAGCUAAAAAUCGAUUCUCUAUCGUAAAACGCCCACAAACUUUUAAUGGGAUGAUAAAUCGGGGUCCGAGUUCUUGCGACGACAACAAAAACGAUACCAAAUGUUAUCGCAAUAACGUAAAUUUUAUUCUACAUAUAUUAAAUUUAAAUGCCACCCGUCGUGCCAAUGUCCAGCGUGUCUCUUUACCAUUUACUAAUUAUAGAGUUAUAACGAAUAUGGUAAUUCGAUGUUUUUCUCUAGCUAUCUUUGUCUGUUGUCUGCCUAUCUGUGUGUGUCUUUGUCUUUCUCUCUUCUCUUUCUCACUCCCCUCUGCAAAAUGAACGAUACUGAGGAGAAGAAUAUGCCACUUCCCAUUGGUUAAUAUUAAGAAACAAAAAGGAAAAGCAUUUAAGAAAGCUGAAAUCCUAAUUAAAGUUUUCAGAAUGACUUCGAAUUUUCGAGUGAAUGGUAUUUCCAAUUAUACAGUGACGCAAAAUUUCUAUUUUAAAAAUCUUGAGUUCUUCUCUUACUAUCUAUCUAUAGUUUUAUCUAUAGAAUCUAUAGUUGGUAACUUGACAAUCUGAGACAAUUUUUCAAUGAUAAUCUUACUACACUGUCUCAAUACCUUUUUCAGACAGAGAAUAUUAUUCUUCUAUCUAUUUCAGUUUAAAUUCAGCAAACGAUACGGUAGUAUUUAUGCGUGAUUUUUAGUCUAGUAACAUAUUGUGUAAUAUUAGUUCUCUUCCCAGUGUUUAUAUAUAUAUAUAAAAUAGAUGAUAUUUUAAGUGCUAAAUAAUAUUUAAUAACAUCGAUUAAAAGGCGUAGAAAAAUUGUAACAAUAUUAAUCUAUUAUUAAUAGCAUACCUGGUACUUUAUAUUGUACAAAAGAGACUCAUUAAUUGCUCUAUACAUGGGUUAAAUCUACUAUAUAUAUUCUUCAAUUACUUAUACUAAAAAUAUUUUAAGUUCUUUUACACUUUGAAUGAAUGGGCAAUUAGAUAUUGUUUUCGUUGCAUAAAAAAUGAAAUUUUUAAAAUUUGUGUUAUUUUUAUCGGCCCUGAUCAAAUUAUUUUGAGUUAAAUAAUAAUGCUCUCUAUCAUGCUAAUGAUAUUUGCAAACACAAAAAUAAAAUAAUUUAAUUUAGGAUAUGUGGUUAGUGUGGACAUUCUCAGAAAAAUUGUUAUUUAUGGAUUCGAGAUUACCGUGUGCUUAUAUUGCGUACUGCUAGAACGUUGAUGCGCAGAAGAAAUGCGCGAUGCAAUGCGAUUGGAUUAGUCAUGACGCGCAGUCACAAAGGCAGGUUACACGAAUUUUCAUUAUUGACUAGUGUCUUAUUUGACAAAUAUCCAAGUGACAUAUAUUUAAUACGUAUGCAAACUUCAAAACGUUGGUGUAGAAUAGACUUCAUCAAACGAUCUAAAAUACUACUAAUGCCGCCAAGAAUCUAAAUGUUUUGAAAGCAUCAGAGCACGUCAGUUUUCCAGCACCACGUAAUACGUACACUAUAUUUAUAUAUGUCUUUAUUUUUAUAUCGCUCUAUAUUUCGUAAUUAAAUUCAUUGUUAAGCCCUUCAGAUUUCCUCCCAAAGCUGAAGUUUGUAGACAAUAUCGUACUAGUAAAAUGGUAUUAUCAUCUAGAAAAUAAUCGGAGUCAAAUAUCGUUUGAGUAUUGUAGUACAAUGUUAGUACAGUUCCUGGACAUGAUUUAUUUUUAUGACAAAAAUAUUGGAUAUUUAUUAAACGUUUCUUUUAUUAUGAUAGAAUGGAAACUGUGAAGACUUAAAUUUUUAUUUAUAUUCUUUUUUCGCAUUUGACAAGUGGUAGGAUUUCAUUUUUGUAGAUUGAAUUCUCUGUUGGUUUUGUUGAUUGGGAUUAAUUAAAACAUAAAUUGAAAUCGUACAAAUUUCGAAAGGAAAUUUAUCGCAAGCCAGAUGAUUGCGUACAUAGUUUGACAAUUUUGACUUUGCGACUAUGUUAAAAAAGGAUUCACGAAUGAUUUGUAAAUAAAUUACGAAUGACUGAAUGAAAUGGACGCGAAUGACUUAAAUUUUAUUGACUUCACAAAGGAUUACCCAAAAAGUGAAGGAACUGGAACUUUCAUGCGGACACUUCGCAUUUGUGUAACAUUUGAUUGGCUUAUAACUAAAAUGGCGGGCGUUUCCGCCAUUCUCGCUAAAGCUUAAUUUGUUGGACUGUGUUAAUAACUCUGUGCAAUUAAUGAGUCUUACUAUAUUAGAUAUCUGCUUAAACAAACAUCAGAAAGAUGUUGAUUCUGAAAAAAGGAAGGAUAGAACGAGCGUCGUAACAAUUUUCUGUUUAUUCGUUUGUUUGUUACACUUUUAACUUUCCUCUUUAUUACAUAUUCUUUUCUGUUCUUCAAUGUUACAAAUAAUUAUAUAUACAAGGUACAGAAAGAUGUAAAUGUAGUUUAAUUUUUCAGUAUGUACAUAUAUGAUACAAAGAUUGCAUUUAAAUUUGGAAAUAACUUGACCGGGCAUUCGUUUUGCUCGUUUGAAUAUUUUUCGUUGUUCGUGAUCGAGCACGAUCGAUACUUUACUUCGUCACUAUAUAUCUCACACCUAACCAAGAAGUGAAUCUCGAAAAUUCGAUAGAACAAAAACAGACGUUGAUGAAUAUAAUGUUUUGAAGUUCUGAUUGGACCAUUGGGAGGAGGUUCGGUUAAAGGAAGGGGUAAAACUGAGUUCAUUCCCUCUGCCCCUCCGUUGCGUGCGCGCGCACGCGCGUGUCAUGAGAAGUUUAUGCGUGCAUGCCUACGUGUGCAAGGGAAUGUGAUUGCGCGCGCGCGCGCGCGCGAAUGAGCGAGCGAGCGAGCGCGCAUGUGUGUAUGUGUAUGUUUUCAACGUCAAAGGUACCUGAAUGGACUGAUAACCAUACCGAUGGGAAAAAGAGUGUUUAGUAUUCAUUGCACAAUAUUUUCUUUCCAACAUUCUGAUAUAUCUCUGAAAUAUAUAUCCAACGCCCUCAGAUCUUCUCGGUCUUAUUCAGCCGCGAGACUAAAGAAAAAGUUCUUUUCUCUUUUUUUCUCUCGAGUCUGCUGUUACAAGCAGAUCCAUAGAUCUUGCCGUGAACAUACGCAUAACGUGUGUACCUACAUAAAGGUUUAAAGGUCAAUCUCUCUCAAGUGCCGAUGCAUUUCAAAUAAUUAACGUGAGAUUUUCUUGAUCUUCUGGGAUUUGAUUAUUUUUCAUGACUUUUUAGCAUUUUGCGUGUUAGAGAUAUUUAAGUCAUUCUGUGUGUUCUAAGUUUUAUUGAUAUAUAUAUAUAUAUACAUAUAUAUGCAUAACGAGUAUUCCUCAAAGGUUAAUAAAUUCGAGUCAUUAAAAACUAUGAUAAGUAAUCAAACUAUCCGUAGAUCGAUUUCCUAAAUCAGAAGGUUAGGUUUCUCGUAUAAUAAUGAAACAAAUGAAGGGAUCAAAAGGGUCCUAAUAAAUUUAGUUUUGGGACUACCUGAAAUGUUUAAGGGUUUAAUUCAUUAAAAAAGGAAAAAAGAAGAAAAAAUCAAAAAUUCGAGGAAUGGAUACGUUAGAAUUCUAUGAUUAUUCAAAAAAUUAUAAGACUUAAUGAAUUUAUUUGCACACUGUUUAUCGAUAAAGUGUGUAAGUAGGUAGAGAACUACUUAAAAUACAUACAAACAAAUGUCGAGUAGUAUGUUUGGUAAACCAAAGAGGAUCGAUGUUAGGAAAUGUUUGUAAUUAACUACUGACGUUAGGAAUAAAAAGCGAACGUUUUGCGAGUUGAGGUUAGGUAUUAUGGUAGACUAACAUUCAUAAUAUUCGAUCACGAACGAUGAAAUUUUAGUUCGUUUUCCUUUUUUCAUCUUUUAAUCGAAUUUUCUGUUUAAUAUAGCUUUAUUAAGUGAGAUGGACAGUAUUUGGCUUAUAAUUAGUAGAAGAUGUCUUCGUUUUUUUACGAAAAUCUUCGCCAACAUCUGUGUACUACAUAUAUAUUUAACUUUGAUGCAACUAAAAUGGGUGGAAAUUUAUUAAAAUAUAUCUUCUAUGUUCAUUUUAUAAUAUUUUCGAAUACGCUUAUCGAUAUUUCUCUAUUAAAUUAACAUUCACUGUUAAUAUAAGAAUUUUCGCGUAUUAAAUAAAUUAUUAGACAAUUUUUUAAACAAGUUGAUGAAUAGUUGACCCUACAACUUGAAACAUGUAACAUCGCGUAAUCGUCUUAAAAAAAAAGAAAAGGAGAAGAAAGUAAAAAGAUGAAAUUGUUAUUAUCUUAUUCCAACGAAGGUAGUUAACAAUGGAUCUAAAGGUUUUCUUUCUUAUUUUGACAUACUAGAAGGGUGAGAGUGCAUUUUCGUUAGUUGUCUCUUUCUAUUUAUGGUAAUUCAAUCCGAAGACUUACGUUCAGUUUCGCGACUCAGAUUUCACCUAUAUGCUUAACUGAAUACCGUGUGUGUGAUUUCAGGUGAUUCAAUAAUACACGUAUAAUUCACAGAUUUUAUAUCUUAAUGCUUGGAAAAAGCUGCCUCUACGAUUCAUCGAAAUUAGUUGACACUAAGCUUCUAUCCAGAUUACUCAGGUUCCACGGUGGAAUCGCUGAAUUGUAACAACAAUAAUAAUAAAUAAUAAUAAUAGUAGAAGUAGUCGUAGAACUAAAUAGGUACAGUUAGUGGUAGUAGUAGCAGUAGCAGCAAUAGUAGUGGAAUUAAUAGUAGUAACAGUAAUAAUAAUAGUAAUGCUAAAUGAUAAAUAAUAUUUAUAACACUUAAUAACAGCAACAACAAUAGCUAUGAUGAUAAUAAAUAAUGAUGGUUAAAAAAAUGAAAAAAAGAAAAAAAAUAAAGAUAACGCUAGCAAUCGUGUAACAAAUAUAGCAAUCGAAGUGGUAAUAGUAUCAGCGGCAACAAUAGUUUUAACAGCAGUAUUAAAAGAAGUAAGUUGUAAUUUCAACGAGGUUGCAAAUGAAAGGAAUGAUAAUCGUAGUUAUAGCAAUUACAACGAUAGUAGUGGCGCGACAAUGAUAGUAAUAGCGGCAAUAUUGUGUAAUGUGAUAAUAGAGUAAUGAUAAUGUUACCACUAUUAUUAUUACUGCCUUUGCUACUACUACAAUUGACAUCUUUGUAAUCAUGUUAUCGCUGUGUGGAUUAUCAACAUUUUUGCGAUUAUUGUUGCUGCUAUUGCUGCCAUUAAUUUCGUUUAAUUUCUAUUACAACUGUGGCUACUACUAUCGAUUCUAAUCUUAUUUCUCGUUAUAUUUAGCUGCUCUUACGUUUUGCUACUACUAACGCUAGUUACUAUCGCUGUUUCAGCUUCUACUAUUGCCACUCUCUACUGCUUUCUAUGGCAGUAAUACAAUUCUUAUUUCUACUGUUCAGUAUAGUAUAGUAACGCAUCAUUACCAUUAUUGUUACUAUUAUUAUGGUCGUAACUAUUGUUAGUGUUACACACAACUACUAUUACUGAUGAUUAAUAUUAAAAAGUACUAGGAUAACUGUUGGUGCUGUUAAUUUCUGCUAUUAUUAUUAUUAACAUUGCCAUCGUAUUGUCACCAAUCUUUUUGUUACAGUUAUUAAACAUUAUCAUUACUUAUUAUCAUGACGCUGUUACUGUCGUUGCACAGUUAAUAGUAGCAGUAACGAUAAAUCAUACCUAGUGGUGGUGGUGGUGGUACACGAUAUUAAUAAUAGAGAAACGCCUGUCGCAGUAGUCAGGAUACCUUGAACGGAAUAAAAAGUUAAUCACGAUGUAAUAAUAAGGGGUUAAUGAUAAUGCGAUUUAUGUAAUAUAAACAAAAACAUAAUUGUUGCUGAUUAUGAUAUUCAUUAAUCAAUAAUCCGUAAAAACAAUAAUAAUAGAGUGAUGAUCAAGAAGACGAUAAUAACGAUAGUAAUGAAAUAUUAGAGUAUUAAAGUAAUUGCAAUUUAUAUUAGUGGUAGUGAUAUUAACAAGCGGCAGUGGUAAUACUUGCUAAUUAACAAGGAUUAUCAUGACGGCAGCAGUAGUGUAAUGUUCUUAGGAAAGCAGCAGUCAUGUAAGAAUUGCUAGUGAUAAUAUUAAUGGUAACGAAUAAUAGAUAACAUUAUUGAUAAUAUUACGAAUAAUAGAGGUCUGAGGGCGUUCGAACAUUAUGAGUGUACCUUUUUUGCUGUUCCAGAAUGGAACGUAAAUUUAGAUUACGAGACGGGAACUAAAUUUGUACGAGCGCUGGUACUUCCAACGAUAAUGGUUUCUCUUUUUCAUUUGAGAUAAAACAUAAGAAACAAUUCAUUGUCCUUUAUCUUGAAGAUAGGCGACAGCACACUUCAAGCAUGAUCGACAAACGCUUGCAAUCGUUUGAUAAAUUAAAUUAAAAUAAAAUAAUACUGGUACACGUGUGGGAUUUUUACGACACUGGGGGUUAAUUAUAUACGUAUAAUAUACAUACUACAUAAACAAACAAACACACACAUCUCUAUAGUUUUAUGCUAUAAAAACACCUGGACACUUUUCUAAACGGUCGUCUUUUUAUUGCAAUCUCCUCGUAUAAGUUUACUUGAAAGUUAUAACUGGACUUUGUAUAGUUUUCUUCAAUUCUAUUGCUAACCAAUUGUCCUAGAAGCAAAGCAUUAUAGAUUAGUAUUAUUAAUUUGUCGUCUCUGUCGUGUUUUCUUCGUCGUAUUGUUAAUUUAAAAGAUUUAAAAAAUUUAGAACGUUAAUUAGAAUCUUCUAUUACCUUAAUAAUCUCUCAUUCUAUUUUCUUUUGCUUUUUAUAUAUAUAUACACAUAGUCAUAUUAUAAUAGUUUACAUUUGAUAUGCGAGGAAAAAAACAUUUCAAUUAUUCGAUUACAGAUGAUGGUCUAUUUUCAUAAAACGUUCGAUGAUUCGAUCGAAUAAAAUCGCUGGUAUUAUUUCCUUCGAGGCUUGUAAAUAUUCUAACAUGCUUUGCCUUUUAAGUACUUUUCGAACAAAUAAGAUACGUUUCAAUGAUGCAGAAUGUAUCUGUAAAACUAAAAAUCUUGUGAUUUACUUAUAAACGUUUCAAACAAUGAAGAAAGAAAAGAUUAGUUUUGUUAUAUUUAAAAAAACGAAUUAAUUUCUGAUACAUAUCACCAGAAAAAUGUGUGAAUAGGUGAAUGAAAAUAAGUAACAAGUAAGCUUAAUCUAAUAGCCACUUACCUCAGUGUCGUUAAUUAUUAUUUUAUAAAAAGGCAUAUUUCAAAAUAUUAGAGUUAGCAUGCUAUAUUUAAGACCAAUCAGCUAUGUAACACUACAAUCUCUUGUGCGCAUGCGCUGAAACUACGUAUUCUUUUUCCCUUCUUAUCUCUUUGUUUUCACUAUUUUUUGUCUGUAGAUCUAAUUGUAUUUAAUUUGUUGUUCUCCUUUUAUUUCUCUCGUCAACCUCCUACACCUUCUCCGCUUAAUUUUCUGUUCAUUACACAAACGCGUAUGUACUUUAUUGCACUUAUUGUCUGUGUUCUUUUGAAACCGCACGAGAUCGCGACGCCAUCUCGUCUGUAUUUAUUUUUCUUGUUAAAACUCUAAUGUGAUAUUGAUAUUAAAUACCAUUCGAUUUAACACUAAUGAUUUAGAUUAAAUUUAAAGAGGAAAGGAAAAAACAAGUUCGAAAUUUAAAAAAUGAAAAAACUUUCAUAAUUUUCGUGAGAACUUAUUCGUCUUCUGCGUAAGAUUAAUUAUUCAUCUUUAGAACCAUGUAAUUCGUAAAAUUAUAUUUUUGACUAAUAUAAAAUAAUGGCAACAAAUCGGUUCGACUAACGCCAAAUUGUAAUUGUUUCUGACCUAUGUAACUUUCUUUAGGGAGUUAUUAGCGACGACAUUAUUGCCCAUUUUACGUCUAUUUAAACAUUUCAAAUUCUUGGCUGUGUCUAGCGAAGCAUGCGGUAUAUUGAAUGUUAAGUCUAAAAGGUUAGGCAUUUAUAUUUAGUCCGAGACAAAUCGAAUGAACGUUUAGAAAAAAAAAAGGAGAAAAAGAGAAAAAAAGAACCGGGAGGAAAAGUUUUAAAGGAAUACAGCCAAUAACAGGCGUAUGCAUACUUGUGCGCAUAUGCACCACUCUUGGUGGUUUACGAUGAUACGAAUUUCUAAUACGCUUACGCGCAUGCGUGUUAUACCGCGUUUUUAUUUCGUGCAUUCGACGUAUCGGUACGCAUGCGUGCUAUACUAUCGAUGUGCACACAGGUGUCACAGGGGUAUCUAGUAUAUUUUACGUCCGUGUAUGCAAGUGUAUAUACGUGUUACAAUUAAUUGGUGCGUGAAUUAGUUGAGGUUUCUCGGUGGUCAGUUUACGUAUUUCGAGCGCAUGCGUACACACGCGCCAGUAGGAAAACGUACACAUAUGCGCAUACUCUUCUCUUUCGGGAUGAAUCGUUUUCCCCUCUUUUUCUUGAAUACACACGCGUGUGCAUUUGGGGCAUGUGCCAUUUAUUAAUUUGAUAAUAACAAGAGGACGGGAAAAAAAAUAAACAUGUGACGUGGAUAAGAAAAAAUUCUAACCACAAUAACUAUUACAAACGGAAUAAAUUUAGUCAAAACAGAAGGCUCUUGAUAACUCGAAACUUGUUAACGAAUGUGUCUUUACGGAGGAAAGAUUGAUAUAAAUACUUGAAUUUAUUUUAGGAAAAGAACGAUUAAAAUACAUUUGAAAUAGUUAAUUUAUAUGUUUCUUUGUAUUUUUAACGCAUAACGUUUUAAUAAUGUAUUACUAUGAAUAUUGUUCUUAUAAUUGUAAAUUUGAUUUCUCAAGUCACUAAAUUUAAUGGUAAACAAAGUUUUAGAAAUAUUUUAUAUAGUCAUACAAGAAAGUGGCGCAAUAUGGCGAAUAGCCAACGAUGCCGGUGAAAUUGACAUAAACAGUUAUACAUACAUAAAUAGUUUUAUGUUCGACAAUUUUGUUAUAAUAUAUAAAGAAUAUUAGGUGUAAUGCAAUAUUAACAGAGAUAAAUGAUAUUAUUAAACAUCGUUAUAAAACCUUUCCUUUUAAUUAAUCUUUUAAAUGAUUAAACUUUCGCAUACCUAUGCUCAUUGCGUUGCAAUCUAUUAGUAAUAAUUAUAUCCCUAUAGUCUGAUUUGUUUUAAUUGUGAUACAGUAUUAUUUAAAGGUCGUGAAUGCGUGUGUUCAAAUUUUAAUUACUCUUCUUCAUCUUUUCUCCCCUUCCUCCAACAGAACUCUACAGUUCUUUGUAUUUCUGCAAGAAAUAUAAACGAAAUGUGCUUAGAAAAUCGAUUUUAAUAUAUGUCCGAAAAUGUAAGCCAACUGUUAUUUUUAUCUGAAAUGUUAAAUGUUAAGGUAAACGUUAAUAUCUUUCUCUUUCCUUUUACGUCUUACGCACCUCGCUGAGUAUGAUCGAAAUAUAGCUUUUUCUCGAUAUGUUGGAAACGCGAGAACUCCGAGAACUAACCUUUCAUAAAUCUUCCCCAAAGAUUUCGUUGGUUGUCGUGAUUAUUACUUAGAGUUGUACAUAUAUGUAGUGAUUUGAAACGUUCGUAUCAACAAGUUUGAUUAAAACGAUUGUUCGAAAUUUUAUUCGAAAAUUCAAAAUAAUACGAAUAGCAAAGAAAUGUAAAAAGAUAAGGAAUAGCGUUUCACUUGUAAUAUCAGGGAAAUAUAUGGACUUAAAAUAUGCGGAAGACCGGAAUAUUAAAUUUUAUGAUUCUGUUGUAAUAGAUUUUGAAAAAUAGAAAAGUAUUUGAAUAAAUUUGAAAAUUUGAAAAUCGUUUCGAGAUAAACGACAUAUUUCUUUUUUGUUGCCUAAAUACGAAAUUAUUGAUGGUGAAUGUAAAUAAAUUUGGAAAGAGAGAGCAAAAUUCCUCGAAAUAUUUCGCACAAUUUUCGAACCGGAACUUAACCUAAACUAAUCGAGUCAGAAAAGUAAUUGAAAGAACGAAAGUAUUUUUCGAGUAUUUUCCAAAUCGAAAUGAACUUGAAAAAUUCCGGAACCUUUCGUAAGGGUUUCUUGGAAAGACAUAAUCGAAAUUAGAACAUGUGGCAAAUAACCUAUAAAGUUAAAAAAGAAAUAUAACUAAGUCUAGAUGCCUAAUAGUAAUUAACGAUAUGUAUCUGGUCGUUAUUCGGCGGUUAACAUAUCCAUGAAUUAUAAAUAAGUAUGAUUCCCAUUCUUUUUCCGUGAAUAUUAUUUAUUAGUUAAUCGUGACCAAUUAAAUUUUGAACAUACGGAAACUGAAAUGUUUGUACAUACGAAGUGAUCAGGGCCAAAUAAUUCAGAUUUAAUGUACAAUCUAUAGAUGAUAUUUUCACUUAUUAUGAAUGUAAGCAUGUGAAAUUUUAAAUGAAGCUUUUACGCACAUUUAUUGUCUAAUCUAGUUAUGAAGUUAAUUUAAUACGUGUUUGUAAGAUGCUGUUUUUUUAAAUUAAUUAUAUACGUAUAAUAUAAAUAUACAUUGAAGAAAUAUACGAAAAACGCUGAUUUCAUAAGAUAUUAGGAAAAAGUCGAAGACGAAGUAAUUUCUCUGUUGUAAAAAAUGAACGAGCGAGAAAAGAUUAAAAAAAAAAAUAAAAAAAUGGCUGCAAUGCGCGUUUUGCAACCUAGGACCAUUCAAUGAACAUGGAAGUGCCAUGCACUGAUUUCGUAAUUAGCAAACAUGGAAGGUUCUAAAGAUAUUACAGAAAGUUAGUGUCAUGUUAUUUGUUAGAUUUAGGAGAAGUACCCCUUGUGCACACGCUUCGAAAGAGAACAGCAUCCCGAAAGGGGUUCUAAAUGAAAAGAAAAGAAAACGAAGUGAAAAUCGAGGUCCGAGGAGUAAAGUUUAAACUUGUCAUUUUUAACUAUUAACAUGUGAACCACAUAGGAAAGAAGGAUAGUAAAUAUAGUAAAUACUGGGACACACGCAGGCACGCACGUACGAGCGCGCGCGCAAUACACACAUGAACACACGCACAUACAUACAUACAUACUUAUUAAUAAUUUAGGAUUUAUCAAUGAUAAAAAAAAAGUGAACAGACAUUUAUGUAUACAUUGUUCGUCUACACGUAUACACACUACAUGCUGCGUACACGUAUAUGUGUAUGCAUAUUUGUGGAUAAUAUAACCCUACGCAUCCACAGAAACGUAUACACGUACACACAGACACCCGCCCACACACACAUACACAUACACACAUACAGUUAUAUAUUACGAUAAUAUAUAUAUAUAAAUAUAUAUAUAAAUAUAAGAAAGCAUUUUGAAGAGAGUACUAAUUAAUAAGGUGAUUAAUUAUUGUAAAAAAAUGACUACUGAUUAAUGCAACAAAGUGGACUAAUUCGCGAGUAACCUCUAUUCCUAACAAUAAUGAAAAAUUAAUUAAUUUUAGAUAGAUUAAUAAUAAACUAACAAUAAUGAAUUAAUAAUUAAUGAAAUAAAUAUUAGGUAUUAACAGUAAUAAUGAUCGUAAUGUUCAUUAAGAUGCGAUAUAAUGCUAAUAACAAUAAUAUAAAAAUAGAGAUGAGAAGAAGAAACGGUACGAAAUAAUAGAUAUAAAAUGUUAGUUAUUACAAUUUUGCGAUUUUCAUUGUCUAACGGUAUUGAGAGAUAUAUUCACAAGUAGCGUAGUAUUCUAACGACUCUGAUGGUGAAGCUUAGUGUAAGAUUUCCAAAUGAUCGGGUGAAUAUUGUAUGCGUGGGAGGGGGUAGGAGGUUAUGGAGUAUAAUAACGAUUACAGUGACGAAUGACGUUUACGAUGACAAUGACGUUGAACAUGGUUCUGCGGAGUUUUGUGUUUACCUUCUACUUAAAUGUUGUUCAAGAAUUUUUCACCAAUGAAUUUUCUCUGGUACCUUUUUCUUCGUCUAGUAACUUUUCUUUACGUCCAAGUUAUUAGCGUCAGUAACAUUACAAUGAGAACCUAAUACAUACGUUUAUACGAGCGCAAGCUUUUUAAAAAUACUAUAUUUCCUUCUAUUCUUUGUUUCUUUCCUUCAGUUUUCCACUAGAAAUUAUUCAUAGCGAAAUACUACGAUAGCGCGUCGAAGUCUGUGAACAGCGUUUCAAGAUCGGUGAUGUUCCUCGAAUUGUUUGUUUGUUUGUUUGUUCGUUCGUUUUAUUCUAAUUUAGGAAUACAUUUUGAUCGAUUUCACGAUGAAGAAUACGUGACAUGUAUACUUCUAUUCUUAGUCUUUUUAUAUUUGACUUUUUUUUUUUCUUACAACGAUUGUUGAACGUUGACGAUCGACGAGUAGAUUCAUCAUUUGUUACGAAACUUCGCUAGAGAUAUUUUUUUAAAUUUUCGAAUUAAUUUUUUUGGACAUCAUUUUUUCAAAGAAGCGUCAUGUUACACAUAUCAGAGUCUGAUGAACAUCGAAAAAGAAGAUUGGUUUUCUACUCGAUUUUAAUCGAACAAUGUCACAAAAGUGCUUUGGGCGCGUGAAAAUUCACAAUACGAGUUAAUAGUUCCACAUAACCUAGAAAAUGGUGUGUCCUUCGUUUCUUGCCAGAAAGAGAAAAAAGGCCAGAAAGAAUUCAAAGUGGAAAAUGUAUAGGAUAAUUGAAUGUCGCGUGUUUUAAGUACACACAUUACAUCCAUAUAGCACGCAUACACGCCCACACACAUAGGAACACACAUACAUAUAAACAUAUACACACAUGAACAGACACACAAAUCGAAUCAAAGGGCGAAAAGCUUUCUCAAACUAACGGAAAGAUAUUUGUUGUGAUAAUAAAUAUUGAAUAUAUAGCUGUUUUAGGGUAUGAAUCAUUACUAUAAAAGAUUAGAAUUUAAAUAAAUGCGCCGGGUUAGUGUGGAGAAGUGAAUUUUCAAAAGCCUCGACUUUUUCUACUCGAGAAAAGGUUCGCGCUCACGCUCAUGCACGCUGAACGAACCUAAUCCCAUUUUCUACCUGCGUCUCUGUAUGUGUGUUGAUUGUGAUGAAGGACGAAAAUUUUUCUUGUGGAAGAUACACUCUCGUAUCGUGUGUACGUAUUUAAAUAUGCUUGUUAAACGAAGAAAAAACAAAAAAAAAAAAAAAAAAAAGAUAACAA
Molecule: messenger RNA, 21460 nt
Organism: Bombus pascuorum
Lineage: Eukaryota; Metazoa; Arthropoda; Insecta; Hymenoptera; Apidae
Gene: gw
Product: protein Gawky
Exons: 17
Coding region: 900-6887 (1995 amino acids)
Biological process (GO): miRNA-mediated gene silencing by inhibition of translation; positive regulation of nuclear-transcribed mRNA poly(A) tail shortening
Cellular component (GO): P-body; nucleoplasm
Molecular function (GO): protein binding; RNA binding
Source: RefSeq, a predicted model, not a curated record